AUGGGAAAUGAUAAAGGAAUGAAGCAGGGUUUUUGUGGAUUCUCGGAAAGACAAGAUGGAAGUAUAAAGAGAGCACAGCAGAGGGCCGAAAGUGGAAGAGGUGAUGAGAUCUCACCAGAGAAGCUGACAGAGCAGGAAAGGUUAGACAGAUAUAAGGAGAUCCAUCAGAGAUGUCUAAUAGUGCACUUUGGUAUUUCUCUCCCAGAUAUAACCAUCAAACAUGACCAGAGAUGCGCGGCUCUGGUAAGUGAAGCCUUUCGCCGGCUGUUGAGUGACUCCAGGUAUUACAGCCAUAGGGGCGAUUUGGCAGCGUUCCUCCUGGAGAGAGAGGUGCAGUGGGACGAAGCGAAAGGGGAAAUGUAUGAGGUUAUAGCGCUUGGCACAGGGAGCACAUGUUACCAGGGAUGGCAGCAGUACAACGGUCUCCUGCUGCACGACUGCCAUGCCUUAGUGGUGGCACGGCGGGCAUUAGUACGGUAUCUGUACAAGCAGCUGCACUUAUAUCACAGCGAGCAUCCCUUGGCCAAAGAGACCUGUAUCUUCUGCCCUUCUCAGCUGAGCCACAUGCUGGUGCUGAAACCUGGGAUUUUCCUCCAUCUGUAUCUCAGUCACACUCCUGAGGGACUAGCCCGGGGCAGCGGUUCGUGGACAGAGAGAACUUUCCCCCUCCAUGUUCAUGCCAAGGGCUCUUUGCUGUGUCUGUCGGACUGCUUUCCCAGUGUGCUGGCCGCUCGCGUGUGCUCCAUGUCUGCGUUUGAGAAACUCAUGAGAUGGAGUGUACUGGGGGUCCAGGGAGCCCUCCUGAGUCAGACGGUAGAACCUCUUUAUAUCACCAGCAUUGUCUGCGGGGAUGGUGACCAGGAAGUGGAGUCCUUCGUUAACGCUGUCGAGAGCCGUCUGCAGCCUUCCGUGGAUCUGAGUCUGUUUCCGUCGUACAGCAUACAUGUCCCGUAUGUGAUGAAGGGGCCACGGAUCUGUUCUCGCCACCCCCAGACCACGCACAUCACGCUCAGCCUGAACUGGUGUAAAGGCGAUGACCGUGUGGAGGUUACAGAUGGGGCGACUGGCAGACAGGCGGAGGGCUCCCCGGCUGGCAAUGAGGGCCAAACUAGCCGGCUCUGUAAAGGAGUGAUGCUCACGUACUACCUGAGUCUUCAGGGUGUAUCUGGGAGACCACGAGGGCCACCCUGCUAUCAUCAAGCUAAGGCCUUAUCGGAUCAGUACCAACGAGUGAAGUCACGUUUCUACUCUCAGCUGAGUGCAAGUUUUCAGGAAGUGUGGCCACGGAAGCUCUGCGUGGACAGAUUUGCGGUUUCAUCGAGUGAUGCCCCCGAUGGAGAGUCAGCGUUGAGAUUUCAUUGUGACCUUCAGUGAUUCUGAUGCUCGGCGUCACCUGUUGUGAGAUUUAAGUUCCUGUGAGCGUCCCGGUGGGAGGCCGUGUUCAUGUUUGGCUCACGUGUUAGUUUGUUCAUUUUGUAACAGCAUAUGGAGUCAGUGACCCAACAGCUCAGCUCCAUCA
Molecule: messenger RNA, 1519 nt
Organism: Spea bombifrons (plains spadefoot toad)
Lineage: Eukaryota; Metazoa; Chordata; Amphibia; Anura; Pelobatidae
Product: adenosine deaminase domain-containing protein 2-like
Exons: 8
Coding region: 1-1374 (457 amino acids)
Biological process (GO): RNA processing; adenosine to inosine editing
Cellular component (GO): cytoplasm; nucleolus
Molecular function (GO): double-stranded RNA adenosine deaminase activity; double-stranded RNA binding; tRNA-specific adenosine deaminase activity
Source: RefSeq, a predicted model, not a curated record